This is a messenger RNA of Solea solea (common sole), 3979 nucleotides long. RefSeq names its product mitogen-activated protein kinase kinase kinase 7-like. Bases 320 to 1831 code for a protein of 503 amino acids. The record is from RefSeq and is a predicted model, not a curated record. Gene Ontology annotation, biological process: JNK cascade; positive regulation of canonical NF-kappaB signal transduction; protein phosphorylation. Lineage: Eukaryota; Metazoa; Chordata; Actinopteri; Pleuronectiformes; Soleidae. The transcript has 14 exons. Gene Ontology annotation, molecular function: ATP binding; magnesium ion binding; MAP kinase kinase kinase activity.
AACAAAGCUGCAUUCAAGAUCACGAAUCAGUCAGCGCGGUGUGCUUGUGACAUUGUUAUCAAACAAAUAACUUACUUCACCAUCGCCAAACAACAUUAAAUUAGAUCGUUGUUACGUCUCUUCCGGUUUACUUCCUGCUGUGUAGUGAGACGUUCGCAAGCCGUGAUUAGCCAACAACCACAGCGUCGUGGCUACGGCUGCUACUGCUGCUACCGCUGCUGCUUUUUUUACUUCCUGAAUCCACAACAACAGUGUAAAAAGCGUCUGUUUGUAGGAGCCGUAGCUCAUACACUUUUUGUCGUCGCCCUGUGCUGCUGUGAUGGUGGAGGCUUCGGCUGCCUGCCUGUUCGAGGACAUCCAGUAUGAGGACAUUGAAGUGGAAGCGGCUGUGGGCAGAGGGACAUUUGGAGUCGUAUUCAAGGCCGUGUGGAAAGGAAAGGAUGUAGCAAUCAAGACCAUAGAGAGUGAGAAUGAGAGGAACGCUUUCCUUGUUGAGCUCCGCCAACUCUCCCGGGUGAAUCACCCCAACAUUGUUAAGCUGUAUGGCUCUUGUGAUAAUCCAGUGUGUUUGGUCAUGGAAUAUGCAGAAUGUGGCUCUCUAUAUAACGUCCUUCACAGCACAGACCCACAGCCCCACUACACAGCAGCUCAUGCCAUGAGCUGGUGUCUGCAGUGUGCCAAAGGAGUUGCCUACCUUCAUGCUAUGAAGCCAAAGGCCUUAAUUCAUCGGGACCUCAAACCACCAAAUCUUCUCCUUGUUGCUCGGGGGACUGUGUUGAAGAUAUGUGACUUUGGCACAGCCUGUGAUAUUCAAACAUACAUGACCAACAAUAAAGGCAGCGCAGCGUGGAUGGCACCAGAGGUUUUUGAAGGGAGUAACUACAGUGAAAAGUGUGAUGUGUUCAGUUGGGGCAUCAUCCUGUGGGAGGUCAUCACACGCAAGAAACCCUUUGAUGAGAUCGGUGGCUCAGCGUUUUGUAUAAUGUGGGCUGUUCACAGAGGUACACGCCCUCCUCUGAUAAAACACCUGCCAGAGCCCAUAGAGACUCUCAUGACCUGUUGCUGGGACAAAGAGCCCAGCCAGAGACCAUCUAUGGAGGAUGUGGAGAACACCAUGAACCAUCUCAUGAAGUACUUCCCAGGAUCUGAUGAACCACUCAAGCUCCCUCACCACUCUUCACCCAACAGGUCUGGCUCUUCAUCAUCUACAAGCACAGGUUCAUGUGCUGACUACACCAACAGCAAUAGAAGUGACAACAGCUCAGAACGCAGGAACUCGGUGGGCAGAGAGGAGACCCUGAAAAGUUUUGAGAACAAAUUUCCUCUUCAGUUCAAACCCAUAAAGACAGCCACAUUGCGAACUGGGUUGACUAAGAUGUCCAGCACAGACAGUCAACCAGGAUUAUCCCAGAGCCCCACCCACUGCACAAGCCCUGUUGCCACUGGCCAAUCAGAGCUGAGGAUGACGAUAAGUCCCACAGCUACCAAUGGUGUAGAUGGCUCCAUUCCUAUGGCCUACCUGAAACUGGACCACCAAUUACAGCCUCUCGCCCCAUGUCCAAACUCCAAAGAGUCCAUGGCUGUGUUUGAGCAGCACAUCAGAAUGGCUCAGGAGUUCCUUCGAGUCCAGUCGGAGAUUGCCCACCUUGUUCGGAGGAAACAGGAGCUUCAGUCUGAGCUGGAGCAGGACCAGGGCGAGCAGCACACCUCAUCCCGACUCAUCCAGGAGCACAGGAAACUGCUGGAGGACAACGGCCACCUGUCGGCCUACCACCAGGGCCUGAAGAGCAAACUGAGCCUGAUCAAGGGUCAGAGCCAGCAGCACAGCUAAAGAGAGGAAGCUGGACCACAACCAAUCAGCAACACCCUCACAGAUGAUUGGCGUUUUUACUCUGCGCAUGUCUGGAGUGACUCUCUCCUUGGAGGAUGAAAGGACAUCACUUCUCCUGACAGUUAAGUAGAGAGCCCUUUAUCCCGAAUAAAGAGGAUAUUAAAGACAUGGAUGAGAUUUUUAUAUGCAUAUACGUGGAAGUGCGGUUGUAUGAGGUACUGACAUAUAGUCAGUGAGUAGUCAUUGAAUGCACUGUGUAGUGCCAGGAACCAGCCUGAGACAUGGACACUCGCUGUCUCUGAAAACAUGCUUUGAUGUAUGAUAUUUUAAGAAUAAAUCUGACGCUUUAUCUCACCAUUAAAGAGCCUGUUUCUGAUUGGAAACUAUAAUUUGUACCCCUCACUCUGAUCAUUGACAUCAUUGAUUUUGUCACUGCAAUCCAAUCCAAUCUGCAUCCUUGGUCUGAUUAGUUGUAGGUCUGUCCACUUGUGUACAGAGUGGAUCUACGUCCAUUGGCCACGCCUCUUGGAAGUGGGAGGUGACUACACCCUUUCAAGACUCAUACUCAGUCUCAAAUGAGAUCGAGAUGCAGUCCGGACAAAAUAACAACUUAGAAGUUAAUGCUUGUGGACGAACAGCUCUUGUUUGGUUUGCCAGAGCGACGCCCACUUGAGUUUCCAAUCAGAAACAGGCUCUUUAAUGGUGAGAUAAAGCAGCAAACAUAUUAUUAAGAUAUUGUAGAAGUAAGCAGGUGUAGAUUUUAUUGUUUGUUGUUUCCUUGUGUCCCUGCUUGGCAGCCAUGUUUUGAGUAUGUGUGAGCCUUUUGCAUCUCAGGGUGGUUCUUGGCUCAGUUGGCAAACACAGCACAGUCAGCGCUGACUAUCUGUCAGUAAUUUGAACAACCACACAAAAAACCGAUCACUUUCAACCCACCACCAAUGCAGUAUUUUAAAAUAACAUUAGGAUUAAACCAUUGCUCAGUAUGAGAUUGCAAUCGUCAAAUCUGAUUGAAAGUGGUUAUUGUUUUGUUUGGGGGUUUUUUGGUCAGGAUUUCAAGAGUUCAGAUCAGGAGUUUUAUUGUGAAAUAGAAACUCUGAUGCAAAGGCAGCUGCCAUAACUAAAAGUGUUUUAAGACUCUUGGACUGGGACUCUCAUAAUGUCCUCCAUUCCUACAGUGUAUCACCUUUACAGUCACCGUCAUUUCUUUAGUUUAGGCAAAAUAAUGAGCAUAAUAAGUAAAAAAUAAAGGGGAAGUGAGGGGGUACAGACCUGGAAAUGACUUAGAAUGUUAUAUAUAUAUGUAUAUAUACAUACAGUAUAUAUACAUAUUAAGAUAUAUUAAGCAUAGUUAAAACAUAAUUCAACCUUAACCUCUGUACAGAACCCACAGAAGUCAACACUUACUGUAUUUUCAACCAUCUAAAAGGGACAAAGACCACAAGUAUGAGUAAAACUAACUAAUGUGCAGAGUUAGGUCCAGUUUGAUAAAUAAUACAGUAAGUAUCAUUUCUCUUAUUCUCUUAGGGCCUUCAUAUGGGAUUUAACAUAAUAAAUAUGAAACUAUCACUUUUCACUGUAGGAAUGGACGCUCUGAUGAACUUUGAUUAAAGAUAGUUUUACAUUUCACUUCCCGGAUGGCCUUUGAGCCAACGAGUUUUACUUAGCUACCCCCCUAUUUAACAAAUAAAUAAAUAAAUAAAAUAAAAAAAUCUCAAAGUGACUACAGUUAUGAAAUCCUUACUUUUUUACAUUCAGGUCAUUGCAGCAUUUGUGCUGCGUUUUAUAAAAAAAAAAAAAAAAGGUUUUGCUUGAUGUGAAUGUAACCUAAUGAACGACUCUGCUAAAGGUCGCAGAUUUUCUUAUCUGUUACAUUUCAGUUUUUUCUUGAGUUACUUUUGACACAUUUCACAGAGUUAUAUGAACUUAAUUCUCUACUGCACUGUUUGGGUCAAAGGGAUUUUCAGCAUGCGUUGUACUCUCACUUUACGAUGGUGACUUACUUUGCCAAUGAUUGUUGUUUAAAUGCUGCCUUGGGUUGUCCUUUUACAUUUUAUUUUCACACAUGAAUUUGUUAUACUUUCUGUUUUAACAUGUACAGACUGUAUGUAUGUAUAUGCUUUCAUAAAGUAAAGAAAGUGUACUCUGGUU